Messenger RNA from Beauveria bassiana ARSEF 2860, 1743 nucleotides. RefSeq names its product fungal specific transcription factor domain protein. Bases 1 to 1743 code for a protein of 580 amino acids. The transcript is spliced from 7 exons. The record is from RefSeq and is a predicted model, not a curated record. Gene Ontology annotation, molecular function: zinc ion binding; DNA binding. Gene Ontology annotation, biological process: DNA-templated transcription. Lineage: Eukaryota; Fungi; Ascomycota; Sordariomycetes; Hypocreales; Cordycipitaceae.
AUGUACCUGCUUUUACAACAAGCGUCUACUAAUGCCUCCUCUCCCCCGACACAGCCGAAGCUGGCAUCUCCGUACCAGUCAAGUACGCCGAUGGACAUGGACGGCGCCUCCGAUCAUGAGCCCACAGCAAGCACCAAUGCGUCAGCUACCGGAAACACAGGCCUGUGGGCAGAAUCGAUUGCGGCUAAAAAUGUUUUUCAAAACACCAUCGACCGGGACCCGGACGUUCGGCAAGAUCCACAGCUCAACUCAGCUCUUGAAUCUCUCCAUCGGAUUUUCAAAUCAGUUCAUCAAUCGGAUCCCCCCAACGUUUGGACCACAAUAUCGAGUGCAAAGGCCGCGAUAGUUGCUCCGUUACCAGCUUGGCCAGAAAUCAAGGCCGUGCUUGAAAGAGCAGAACGCCAAAGACCCAUGGCAGUCAAUUUGCUAUCACCCGCAUUGUAUGCGGAUUUUUGCCAGAAAUGCCGGUCCAUGUAUGAGAAUAGGCUGGAAGGGUCGACAGCCGACAAGAUGCUUGUCUAUUCUGGGCUCUCGAAUAUAUGUUCCGAAUUCAGCGGCGCAAGCAAUGGAGACGAAGCAGAACGUAACCAUAACCUUGCCAUUACAUUUUUCCACUUGCUAUCCGAGGCUUUAACCACACUACCAGCUCUGAUGCCACCUUCAAUGGCCACACUUGAAGCCCUCUUCGCCGCUGCUCUGACCGCAGUCAUGCUAUUCUGGAGCAUCUACACCAUGGACCGAGGCAACGCUCUUCGGUUGGGGUACGCACCUGCUAUCCAAGACUAUGAUAUCGAUACCCCUAUGCCCGUUGUGAGCGAACAAUACCCUUCUACCAUAGUCACUAUCAAAAAGUAUUGGGUGGACUGCGCAAGAGUUCAGGGCCAGAUCUGCACAAGGCUCUACGGACCUGCGGCAUCUGCACUCCCUCCCGCCGAACGAGCUCAGCUCGCAGAGGCAUUUGCGGAUGAGCUUGACCAGAUCUAUAGGCGCAAGGUUGAGGCCAAGUCAACUAUCGUGUAUUCGUUCGCAUCUAAGCAGAAUGAAAACAGAACUGAGUUGUGGACUUUCGGAGACGAUAUCAUGUACCUGAGCACUAGGGCUACAGCUUUGCACGCGAUCCCCCCGAAUCACGAGCGCCGCUUCCGCGCUACUCAGAGCGCACGGGAAUGCCUGCAUGUAUGUCGAGAUAUUAGCAACAAAUACCGCGACAACGGCUAUGCUUGGACCAUCGUGUGUCAUUGGGUGCUACUACAUACGCCUUUGACUGCGUUUAUGAGCAUCUUUUGUCAUAUUGUGGCCUACCCCCAGGAUUCAGGACAGGCGGAUUUUGAAGUACUGAACGGAUUUGUUGCGUCGCUCCAGCCAGCGCAACGACUUUCGGACGGCAUCGAGAAGUUCCACAAUCUUUGUUCAAUCUUUCUCAAAGUUGCCCAAGCAUACUUGCAAGCGAAAAUGCGGCAGAGAGAGACUAUCGCAGAGGGUGCAACCGACAGCAAGCCAGUACAAUUUCUCCAGCCAGCUAAUUCUGACCCGAAUCAACACCUCUCAGGUUUAAAACCGUCGACUCCAUCUUUGGGAAACGAGGCUUUCCUAGCUAACCACGUCGACUUCAACAAUUUCUCAGAUGCAAAUUACCUCGAAGCAGACCAACAGUAUCUCGAUUUAAUGGAUCCUCAAGACUGGUACUCUGGUAAUGCAUCAAUUUAUAGCUUACUAGAGCACGAUUAUAAUGGGAUAAACUAG